CAGGGUGAGGUCGGCAUGUUGUCAUAUUUGGCCUUCGGCGAGCAAGUCCGGUGGCGUGAAGCGCAGCUUUUCGACCUCAUGCGCGAUGCAAUCCACCGUUGGCUGGACUUGUUCGGGAUUUCCCAAGACCACGCUUCACGAGGGAAGCACGAGGGGGAAGUCUGCGGAGCGAAAGAUGACAACGAGCAAGAACGUCGACGACUGGACGCUGAUUUCAGGCCUCAAGUUGUGUUCCAACGCGCAGACGUUACAGGAGGAGACCUUGGUCUCGAGCGGCAGGGGUGGAGCUCCAGGGUGGAGCGGCAGGAGCCGGAGCCCCCAAACAUCAAAGAGGAAGAGCAGGAAGCUGAAAUCACAGAGUUUCAAAUUACAGGCGUGAUUGUGAAGAGUGAAGAUGUUGACGAGCAAGACGUCAGUGAAGAAGAUCUUUACCUUCAGCAUCAGGAGCCCGACCCCCGGCGUGUUGAGGAGGAAGAGCACGAAGAUGGUUUCGCCCAGUUUCCGUUGACUGUCAUCGUCAAGAGUGAAAAGGGUGACGAAGACGCAUUUGAAAGCGCCCACUCACAGAUCCUCUUAGCUCCACUCUCAGACGGCGACGACGUGACAGCACACUCUCCUGACACUGAUGCCAAUGGUGAUGACAUGACAUGUCACACUGACAACAACAAACACUUGGCAUGUUCUCAGUGUGACAAAACUUUUUACAACACGUCCACGUUGAAAAGGCACAUAAGAACACACACCGGAGAGAAGCCUUUUGCCUGCUCCGUGUGUGCUAAAAGAUUCACUCAGAAGGGCCAUUUAAUAGCGCACACCAGAACACACACUGGGGAGAAACCCUUUGCCUGUUCGGUUUGUGGCAAAGGGUUUUCCAGAAAGGGAGAUUUAAGAAUCCAUUCGAGAACACACACUGGGGAGAAACCCUUUGCAUGCUCCUUUUGCGGCACAAGAUUCAGACAGAAGGGAGAUUUAAUAGCACACACAAGAACUCACACUGGGGAAAAACCUUUUGCCUGCUCGGUUUGCAGCACCAGAUUCACUCAGAAGGGACAUCUCAUCGCACACACAAGAACACACACCGGCGAGAAAACUUUUGCCUGUUCGUUUUGCGGUACCAGAUUCACGCAGAAGGGGGACUUAAGGAUACACAUCAGAACACACACCGGGGAGAAACCUUUUGCUUGCUCAGUUUGCAGCUCAUGUUUCAGCGUGCGCUCAACAUUGAUUCAGCACAUGAGAACGCACACGGGCGAGAAACCCUUUUCCUGCACCGUAUGCGGUAAGAGUUUCUCGAAAAAGACAAAUUUGACGGCGCACACGAGAACGCAUGCCGGCGAGAAACCUUUUGCCUGCUUAGUCUGUGGGAAAGGGUUCACUCAGAAGGGGCAUUUGAUGGCACACACGAGAACGCACACGGGGGAGAAAACAUUUGCCUGCUCCGACUGCGAGAAAAGAUUCACUCAGAAGGAACAUUUGAUAUCACACGUAAGAACGCACACCGGCGAGAAACCAUUCAGUUGCGGCGCGUGCGAGAAAAGAUUUCAUGUUAAGCGUCAGGUGAAGAGACACAAGUGCGCCGGCGUGAAGGUGCCCAUUGGAUCUGCCGAAUGAGCUCGAAGCAGUGGGGCUGUGUUGGGAGUCGUUGACGCCUUCCCCAGUCAUUCAUCGCUUUCGAAGGAUUUUUAUGUUCGUGAGCUACAGGGUCAAGUUCACUCGCUAAGUCGAAAAUGGAAACACAUCGUUUGGAGAGCACUCAGAGGUUUUUUUUUUGAGGGGGGUGUAUGGGUGCUGUAUCCACUUGACAGUCAACAGACCUUGCUUCUUUCCAUUUUACGUUCCUCUACUUUCUUUUCUUCGUUCUUGCCGCUUUUUCUUGCUCAAUGAUGAAGUGGCAUUCUUCAUCCAUCCCGCAUGAAGAUAUCGACAUUUUUCUCAAUACUCCAUAUUUGAAACAAUGUCAAUGUCGUCAUGAAGUUUCAUGUGAUUUGUUUUGUUUAGCGGGAGCUUGUCAGCACACACUGACAACGGAACAGAGCAGCAGGAACAUCUUUUCUUUUCAAGUCGUACACCGGACCUUGGCUAAGAUGAAGCCAGGUGUUAUUCGCAUGCUUUGAUAACAUCGGCGCUCCGAGACAGAUGAGCCCAAGCCCGCGCGGGGAACUGAACGGGGAGCACUUCACGGACGUGAACAAGAGAAAGGCCAAAUAAGAAGAAUCGUCAAAAGUUCCCCCAAAAUGAGCCGCGCUGGGGCAGGCUUUAAAAACUGCCGUCUGAGAGCACUUUGAUUCUUGCUUCCUGUAAAUAAAAUUGUCUUUGUCCUACCA
This is a messenger RNA of Hippocampus comes (tiger tail seahorse), 2324 nucleotides long. RefSeq names its product zinc finger protein OZF-like. The coding region runs from base 16 to 1611 and encodes 531 amino acids. Gene Ontology annotation, cellular component: nucleus. NCBI's taxonomy places the organism in Eukaryota, Metazoa, Chordata, Actinopteri, Syngnathiformes, Syngnathidae. The transcript has 4 exons. The record is from RefSeq and is a predicted model, not a curated record. Gene Ontology annotation, biological process: regulation of gene expression.